AUGGCGCAGCGGCAUAAGCUGCGGAUAUUUCUGGCUAGGCGAUUGGGUGCCAUAGAUCGUGAGUUCAUAUUAGGAAUAAGAGCACAGGUGCGUGAUUUAAGCAAGAUAAAUGUGACCUCUUUACUUCAGCGUAAUUAUUUCAGGGAGAACAUCCGCGCAGCUAUAGGAUGGCGACGAAAUCGAAGCUAUAUCCACUUGUGUCAUUACCAAGACCAGCUUGGGCACUUUUUGACAGGUCAGGUCAUCUGCCUAUACAUGGAGCUUUACAGUAUACUGAGGAUGGGCAAGCAGAGUUGUCGCAGCUGGAAUUCCCAACAAAUACUCUCAAACAAGCAUUCGCUAUAAGGGAAAAGACAAAAUGUUCUCCAAAACUUCAUCAAAUCGGCUUUUGUCAGGAUUGCAAUAUUUCAAUGCACGUGUCUAUUCCAAAGAUUGGAAAAACGUCAUAUUCUAUUUUUCAUGACCUGUUCGAUUCCGCCACAAUGGAACGGAUGUUACACAUAGAAACAAAGCUAGUGAACAUUGAUCCUGAAACAAGGAGACCAUCGCAACUUCCCUCUGCUUUUACUGAACAAUACACCGAUUUUAAGAGUGACUAUCCUGUCUUGAUAACUGAUGCUCAAGAAGAUCUUGUCCUACCAACAAACGCCUUUAAAACAUUGAUUCGCACGAGGUAUAGCGAUACGGAUCAAAAUUCGCAUGUCAAUUACUCAGAGUAUUAUAGAUUCUGCGCAGACUGUGCUUCGGAAGCGUCUCGAUCCGGGUACUAUCGUCACUAUGCCGACGACAUUUGUCGGUUUCCUGUUCUCGAGACAGAUGUUACAUUUAUUGGAGAAUCCCCAGCAUGUUCAAAUUUGGACGUGUACACUUGGCAAGACAAUGUUAACGUUCAGAUUAUUAAUUUUGCAAUCUAUCUAAAAUCUGACAGGAUAUUUCAAGCACAGUUUUUGUAUAGCUUUGAAAAAUCACCCAGAAUAAAUUCAAGAUUUUGACAAAAUCGCCAUAUUCAAAGGAUGUCGUAAAUGAGUUAUCCUAGACUAGGUAAAUAUAAUCAAUGCUGACAGAGGAGUAUUUCAACAAAAGUAAUAUGUAUAAGUUGAUAAUGAUGUUUAAAGUAUUUUUUCCAAGUAUCAAUAGAAUGUUUAUCGGAAUAUGACUAUA
Messenger RNA from Pecten maximus, 1161 nucleotides. RefSeq lists its product as uncharacterized. Lineage: Eukaryota; Metazoa; Mollusca; Bivalvia; Pectinida; Pectinidae. The record is from RefSeq and is a predicted model, not a curated record. The transcript has 4 exons. Bases 1 to 345 code for a protein of 114 amino acids.